UUCUUCGUCUGUGGUGUGGUUCGAAGGGGCCUUUGCUAGGCUAUUAUCCGAAUGGCGGUUGGCAAUGUGCGAGAGAAUACGAGCAUCACGAACCGCCUAGUCUAAUGCACCAGCAAUCAAACACCAACAACCAGCACUUCAUACACACAAAGCGCGGCACACCACCAGCCCUCCCACUUCUGCCCGCCCUGCCACAUCGCCUUCUUGCCCACCAGAGACGGGCAAAUUUGCAUCAUCCCGUAUCCUCUCGCAACGCCGUUGUCCCUCAGAAGCAGUCAGCACGUACUCCGUCCCAACAUGUCCGAUCCCCGUUGAGCCUUCCCCACCUCUCAACUACCGCUUAUGGCAGCGCAGAAUACAGUGAGCACUACACACCCCGGUCCCGUUCUCUUAACCGACGUAACUCAGGUCGCCGACUUGUGUGA
This is a messenger RNA of Periconia digitata, 425 nucleotides long. Lineage: Eukaryota; Fungi; Ascomycota; Dothideomycetes; Pleosporales; Periconiaceae. The record is from the annotation of a GenBank genome assembly.